Molecule: messenger RNA, 1182 nt
Organism: Rodentolepis nana
Lineage: Eukaryota; Metazoa; Platyhelminthes; Cestoda; Cyclophyllidea; Hymenolepididae
Source: the annotation of a GenBank genome assembly
AUCGUCCAGGGCAACAAGAACAGUAUAAUGCGUCUACUUUUAGCAAUAUCAGCGUCCUUCAUGCCCAGUCAUAUCCACGAUAUUAAACAUGAAAUCCGUGACAGACACGCAGCUUUCGGUGGGCAGAAAGUUUGGCAUCAUGUAACAUCAAUUGGCUCAGAAGCGACCCUCGCUCAGCAUCGAUUUUUCCCAACGGCAUAUCGAAUUCAACCCAUCACAAUCCAUAGGCUUGUUCCAGCAGUUCGGCCUCCACUUUUACAUGUUGCAGCGGCUCCUGUGCAGGCCCAAUUCCAACAAAGGUAUUCAAAGAAUACCUCCUCAUCUUCCUUGGCUCGAAGAAUCUCAAGUCAUAUUUAUAGUCGAGAACACCGAGGAAGAUCACUUCAAAAAGACCCACCUGAAAUACAGAGCCGAUUGAGGUCUUGUGAGAAUCUGGUACUGAGAGAAGAACCUGAGAAUCCCAUAAGAACCUCCAAGUCACUGAACGCUCUCCAUGGAAAGACAUUUGUAUCAAAAUUGGUGAUUCCUCAACUGAGAAAUGGGAGAAGUUUCUCUCUAGUAAAUAGAAGCUCAAACUCAAUUUCAUUGAAACCAUCUACAAUAACCAAGAAUCAGUCCGUAUAUGGCGGUUUCGUAAAUCAUGGGUUCUCCGAUUUGCCCACUGAAGCUGUUGCGAGUGAGCAAUCUGUCCAGAAGUUGCCUCCAACGACCCAAAUUGCAAAAUUCCGAAUCGAUUUGGCCAACGUUAAAUCCGACCUUCUUCAACUUCAAGAAGUGCUCUCAACGAGCACUGUAACAGAAAGCGGGAUCACUCAAACUGUUUCCGACUAUACCCUAUCGAAUACAUUAGCAGAACAGAAUAUGAAAAAUGGAUUCUGCCAAAAUUCCGGAACUAAUUCAAUCAAUGAUGAGAAACUUUCAAAGUUAGCCGAUAAUGCAGAAUUGCGACAAGCCGUCGGUGAGUUGACAAACUCUCUAAAGCAGCUCCAAGUGGAGAAUAAGAGCCUCCGGCAACGGUUGAAUGAGAAUAUGGGACCUCAAGCGAAUAAUUCCUCAAACGGUCCUCAAACUUGGAGUUUCAGUUCAGAGAGUAUUCCAAAUACCCCCUGUAGCCCUCCGGAGACCACCCAACAGACAAACUUUGCUCUAGUCAGUGGACAACCUUACUCCCCACUGUCUUGA